Plasmodium coatneyi is the source of this 3663-nucleotide messenger RNA. RefSeq lists its product as uncharacterized. Bases 1 to 3663 code for a protein of 1220 amino acids. The record is from RefSeq and is a predicted model, not a curated record. The transcript has a single exon. NCBI's taxonomy places the organism in Eukaryota, Apicomplexa, Aconoidasida, Haemosporida, Plasmodiidae.
AUGCAAACGAAAAAGAAGAAGGAAAGCACCAAAGGAAGAGCCAUAUACCAUAAAAGCGCUUUGAAAAAAAAUGCAGUGCCAACAAAGAAGAACUCACAAAAAAAUGUAAGACACAUUGAUAAGUUAAAAAGUUUGAGUGAAAUAAAUAAUGAAGGAAAGAAAAGCAUCCUUAAGAAGGGCAUUGAAAAGGUUAAAGAAAUAGCAAAUUUUUUAAACAAAACAGCGAAUAAAAACUCCAUGAGGGGGAAAAAAAACAGCAACAGGGACAACAAUCGGGGCACCGUACUCAGGUUUAAUGAGCCAAACAGAAAUAAAAGCUUCACCGACAAGGAGAAGAAGGAGCAUAACUAUGGCCGUGGUCCAAGUAAGGAGGAUACCCACCCAAGGGGAAGAACUACUAACACAAAGGUAACACACAAUAGAAGCGGACGAACAAACGAAAGGAAAGUUUCCUCCAUAGGGAACUUCCUGCUACAGGACGACGUGAGGGAGGAAGAAAGCUUAUCCGCCUUGCUCGAAGGAUUAAGUAAAGGACGAAUAGGAAGUAGUGAAGAAGAAGAACAAAGUAGCGAGGAAGUGGAAAGCAGCGAAGUAGUAAGUAGCGAAGUAGAAAGUAGCGAAAUAGUAAGUAGCGAAAUAGUAAGUAGCGAAAUAGUAAGUAGCGAAGAAGAAGCAAUUAGCAGUGAAAACGCGCUCGACAGUAAGGGAAGCAUGCGAAACAGCAGAGGCACUCCGAGCAGUGGUGAAAGGAGCACCAAGGGCCACCCCGGGCAGGCGAAGACUGAAGAUCAGAAAGGCGCAAAAAGUGACAAUAGUGCGAAAAUUGGAAAAAUUGGAAAAAUUGGGAAAAACAUGACGAAGGAAGAAAAGGUGAAAGAAGCAAAUGUGGCACAUUCAAAAAAGCACGAUGGAAGUCCAAAAAAUAAAAAUAAAAAGGACCACAUCGUAAUUGACGACAGUAACAUUUACAUCGUGAUAGACGAUCUGAAUGAAAACCUAAACGACAAAAAUGCAAUAAUAAAUAAACUAAACAUUACAAAUGAUACGUAUAAUUUUUUAGUAAAUAGCAAGAAUGAAAUGAGAAGAGAAAAGCGAAGGAACGGUAGUUAUUCCUUCAUGGGAGAUUCUCACCCUGUUAGCGACUGGGGCGUGGAUGUGGAAUCGCUCGAGGGGAUAGACGUCGAUGCAGAGGAGGAGGAGGACUUCUCCGAUGAAGGGGAUGACGACGAUGUGGAAGAAGUGGACUAUAAUAACGGCAACGAUGAUGACUCCUACGACGACGAUGAUGACAAGAGCGUGUCGAUACGGGGCAUCGGGGAGGAUUCCACGAAUGAUGAAGUGGAAGAUUUAGAGUUUAACGAAAUUUACGAGUCCCUUAAAAUGGAAACGGAAUACCUGCACGCGUUAGAGGAAUCCAAGGAGGAGGAAGCGCUACCCGAGGGGGAGCAGGUAGGGGAUAAUAUCGAGGUGACCUCCAAGAAGGAGGACAAAACGGACCAGGUGGACCAAAUGAAAGACGAAAAACACGACAAAGGUGCGAUUAACUACCAGGUAGACGUACCCCAACUGAAGGAAAGCAAGCCGGCCGCCUCAGACAACCCCGAGGAAGACGCCCCUUUGGUGAACAAAGGCAACAUCGAAAUGAACGAUGAGGGGUGUAGGAAGUCUGACGAAGAGUCUAUAUCCAAUCCGUUUGAGGGUAAAAGGAAGAACUGUAUCAUGGAGUGGAAGGAGGUGCAGCCAAAAUGGGAAGAAGCGCUGCUGGAGGACAAGUCAGAUCAAGUAGGGGAACAUUGGAGCGAAGCGUCAGUAAUACCCAUAAUACCAGUAGUGCCUGUACUACCCGUGAUGCCCCUAGAGGAAGGUUUAGAGGAAUUGCGUAACUUGCAGGAAAUACACGACCUACGCGAACUGGAGGAGAUGUCAGAGCAGGAAGAAGCAGAGGCGGAAAGUAGAAAAAGGAGGAAAAAAAUGGACGACAAGGGAAAAAGAGAAAAGCUAAAAUUUAACAACCAAAAGGAAAGAAGGAGUAGCAAAAGCGACGAACUAGACAGACUAUAUAAACAGAUCAACAAAAAAGGUACGAACAUUCAGGGAGAGGUGUUAGAGGAAGUUUCAGACGAAGAGGACGAAUUGAACUCUGCACAGUACAGUAAGAUUGUAAAGCUAAUAUCCAUUUCGAAGAAUUUUUCUAAAUACAACAUGAGUAUAGACCUUACGGAGGACGACGAAGGGGUAGAACUCUCCAACGUAGGUUAUACCUUCAAAGAAAGGGGAAAAAACUUGGACAAUGCAGGUAAAAACAGAAGCAAGGAAAAGACAGUCCUACUUCCAUUGCGGAUAGAAGGUUUGGAAGUGAGUCCGAUUGACAAGAGGGAAAUAAAAAAAACGAGCUUGAAAGAUAUGAAAAGGAGAGACGAAUCAGAACAGAGGAAAGAAGAAAAAAAAACAAAACUGAAGAGGAAAUAUAGCAACGAGGGGGUAGGCAGUGAUUUAAAAACGGGUAAACAGGGUAGCCAUAAAAAUGCCAACCUGAAGGAACCCACCCAAGGGAAGGAGGAAGAUCUGAAAAGCGGCGUGCACCGAAAAGUAGGUGAACCCUCCAAGGGUGCCGGUACUCCAAGCAGUAAAAGGAAAAAUGUGCAGGAAGGUGAGGAAGAAAAUGUAACCAAAAAGAUAAAGAAGGACGAAGGAAUGGAUACUGCGGCAGAGGGGAACGAAGAGGUAGAAGAACGAGCGGGUGAAGGCGCACCAAUGAGCGAGCAGCAAAAUGUGAGCGAAGAACCCUCGAUUGUCGGAGAAAAGGGGGAGAAGGAAGAAGAGAAGGCACAAACAGGGGAAGCCAAGUCAGACCAUGCAGAGGAUGUAGGAAUGAAGGAAGAAGCCGAGUCUUUUGGAGACAUGGCAGAGGAAGACGCCGAAGUGAAUGCUGUACUGAAGAAACUUAUAGAACAGGGCACCGGGGCGGGGGAAGAGGAGGAGGUCACAGUGGAGGGAGCGGAACUGGAAGAAAAGGAAGUGUUCGAGGAGGUUAUGGAAAAAGGAGAGGAGAAUGAGGACGGGGUUGUCGAAAAGAAAGGAGACGUUAACAUUGACGGUAAGGGGAACGGAAUUGAAGAAGAAAAGACCGAGUCGGAUAAAUUCCAAGAAGUAGCUGAAGAGGUGUACGAAGAGCUGGAGGAAGCAACGAAGGAAGAGGAGUAUAAGGAGGUGGAAGAGGCGGAAGAUGUAGACGAGGUAGAAGCGGUAGACGAGCUAGACGAGGUGAAAGAACAGGAAAGUCAAAAGGACAUAUACACGGAAGGAGUAGUGAACAAAGAGGAUGUCCCUGCCACCGAGGGGAUGCACAGCGAUGAGGAAAGUGACCCACAAGAAAAGGAGGAUAAAAGUAAACUAAGCGAAAGUGCGAAUGAAAUUCUUGUCGAGGAGAGUAGCAAACAGUAUGAAGUACCUAACAACCAUAGCAAUGACAACAGAUCGACCAACUCCGACUACACAGAUUUGAAUGUGUCCUCGAGGAAAGUAUCUUAUAAAGAUGCAGAGGGUUACGAACUGGACAAGGAGAGCUCGCUAAAAACGUUGGAAGCAUUUAGCGGCGGGGAACGCCUAGAAAUGGGGACGGAGGAAUGUGAUGAGAACCCAAGCAUGUUGGGAAAACCUUAA